AUGGCCAGCCCGGCCCCAACGUCAAGUACAACCCCAAAAGCCCGCCGUCUGAUGAGUUCGAAUUUCCUCUCCCGAUGGAGUUUAUCGGUAUCUUCGGCCACACGUCUCCAUAAAUGGAAGAAGAAAGUUCUUGAUAUCCGAGCUCUGACAUCCCGCCAAUGA
Puccinia graminis f. sp. tritici CRL 75-36-700-3 is the source of this 162-nucleotide messenger RNA. RefSeq lists its product as uncharacterized. Bases 1 to 162 code for a protein of 53 amino acids. The transcript has a single exon. Lineage: Eukaryota; Fungi; Basidiomycota; Pucciniomycetes; Pucciniales; Pucciniaceae. The record is from RefSeq and is a predicted model, not a curated record.